AACAUCAUCCAGUCAAACGAAAAUAGACGAAAGUGUUCUCAAAUUCGGAUUUUCCAAUUGGGCAGUAAAAUGCGAAAUAAAAAAUAGAGAAACAGGAACGACUGCCAAAUUGUAUUUAUAAAUAUUUAAGCCCAGUAAUGAAGCACUGAAAAUGCAAGAAAACUUUUUAACUUUGGUUUGACUCAGCGAAGUGGGUACUUCUUUGGCACCCCAAAAAUUUCACAACCAAGAGAUACAUUAUCGCCAGCUAACAUCUUCGGAACCUUAUCGCUGAAUGUCAAUGGCAGUUAUCUGCCGAUAGAUAUACAAUUGCUCUCAGAAACUGAUAUAAAAGCGCUGUUCAGCGAAAAUUUCCCAAUCGAAACGCGUAGCCCACAUCGAAUUGGGCCAAAAUGGAUUUCACCCUGCUGACACUUGCCCUUGUGCUCGUCGCACCUGUAUUUACACCUGUCCACUGUCAGGUGGCCUGCAAUGCGAGGAGCGGCGCUGUCCGCCAGAAACGCAUCGUUUUCAGCAGUCCGGGCACAGGUGAGAUGGCCAAGUUGGACACUUGCCAGUACCGCGUGGCGCCAUGGAGCGGUCAGGUGUGUCAGGUGCGCCUGGAUUUCGAGCGCUUGGAGCUGCCGCAGCCGCAGUUAAAUGCCAAUUCCGGACUGCUGGAGUGCGUCGAUUUUCUGCAGAUUCGGCAUUUCCGGCUCUGCGGUCGCAACAGCGGUCAGCACUUGUAUUUACCAAUGCGCCUGGGUCAGGAGCUGCAGCUUUUGUUCCAGCUGGCCACGCCCCUCGGCAGGCAGUCCACCUGGCAGGUGACUCUCACCCAGCUGGAGUGCCCCAGGGAUUCGGUUAGUGGGAAUAGAAGGCAACCCGUGGUGCAGGUACCAACUGUACGGCCCAUCCUGCCCUUUUUGGGCAAUCUCCUGCCGCGCACCAUUUUCGGCGGUCAAAAUGGAAUCGGUUCGGGAUCCGGUCCUGCCGCCCAGCUCAUCCAGACCCUCAGAUCGCCUUCCGUGGCCGAUCUGGAGUUGCUGGCUCCGCUGGGCUGCGAUCAGUACUUCAGGACCACGACUGGUGGCAUCGUGAGCUUCAACUUUGCCGGUGGCAUCUAUAUGCCCAACAUGAGGUACUCGAUUUGUGUCAAGGGAGCAGCCGACAACGAGAUAAGCUACAAGAUAGAGCACUUUGAGCUCUCGAAGGCGAACUCCGAGCAGCAAGGACCCGCCUACGACACCGAUUGCCGCAGCACGGUGUUGACCCCGUUGCGAGUAUCCGACUACCUGGGCAUCUCGAAUGCCUAUAUGGUCGCCAGACCGGAGCUGCAGGCCACUUACUACUGUGGCAAUGGACUGGCCGGCCAGGAAAUCGUGGCCCGACCACCGUUUGUCCUGCGAUUCGCCAGUGAUUCGCAGUCCAGUGCCUCCGAAACGGGCUUCCAAUUGACCUACACGGUCCGUCGGUCACAGGAUCCUCCAGUGGCGGCAGAACUGUAAAUUGGCAUACACAAAGCCACAGUCUUAACUAAAUCAACGCACCCAAGUCAACCGAAAUUGACAUUAUUAAAUGCUGCAGUGAUACUCGCACUGUGAACCAGGACAUUCCAUGGCCACGGAUUUGCCUUAAUUAAAUGCCCGGCUCCGGUAUUAAGUCACAUGUAUCUGUAUCUCAGUGUAUGCAAAUAAAUUAUGGAAAGCCCAGUGGCAUAAAUGGCAUGUGGUUGACAAAUAUGGCAAUAUGCGAAGGGGAAACGGGUUCAAUGGAAUGUGGAUAGAAUUCCAUAGUUGAUUAUUUUGAUAUAUGCAGAGCAAUGUGGAGCUUCGCAUAAGAGUAUAAUGUGAAAUAUAUAUUGACUUGGCAUGCGUUUGUGGAGAUACUUAAUUGAGCAAUUUAAUCGGAGAGCUAUUGGUUGAAAUUCUUGGGCUGCCAUAUACAUAUAACAAAA
Drosophila suzukii is the source of this 1936-nucleotide messenger RNA. RefSeq lists its product as uncharacterized. NCBI's taxonomy places the organism in Eukaryota, Metazoa, Arthropoda, Insecta, Diptera, Drosophilidae. The record is from RefSeq and is a predicted model, not a curated record.